GAAGACCGCUAUAUGAAUAUCGUAGGAUUUUUGUACCCAAACAUCUAGCCUUGCGCUUUCCUUCCUUUGUUCUUUUUUUUUCGUUUCUUUCAGUGUUUCAUCUCUCCCUCUCUCUCUCUCUCUCUCUCGAUUGCUAUCUGCAAAUUCGUUUGCCAUGGCAAUCAGUAUUUUCGAUCACGAACUACCCUUCGACACCCACAACCUCUACGAUGUGUCCUUCGACUCUGACCAAAUCCGAACCCUCCUCACUCGCUGCCCUUCCAUGGUCGACUCCUGGAUUUCCGAUAUCUACCGUAUCCAUCGCCGAGGCCUUCAGCGUCUCGUCGUUGGACUUGAUCUUGAGUGGCGCCCCAGCUUCAAUCGCCAUGUCCAGAACCCUGUCGCCACUCUGCAACUUUGCGUGGGUCGCCACUGCCUCAUCUUCCAACUCAUCCACGCCCCCUACAUUCCUCAAUCUCUGGUUGAUUUUCUGGGCCGAACGGAUUUCACGUUUGUGGGCGUUGGGAUUAAGAGCGACGUCGAAAAGCUCCUUGACGAUUAUGGGCUGGAAGUAGCCUAUGUGGUUGAUCUUCAGCUCCUGGCCGUGGAGGAGUUGGGGACGAUGCAACUGAGGAAUGCUGGGUUGAUGCAAUUGGCUUGGGAGGUGCUUGGAAAGCAGAUUGAGAAGCCGAGGAACAUUACGAUGAGUCGCUGGGACAAUGAGUGGCUCACUUGUGCUCAGGUUCAGUAUGCUUGUCUUGAUGCCUUUCUAUCUCUUGAGAUUGGGCGGCAUUUGAAUGCAGCGGGUUAGGGUUCAUUUGAAAUUUUUAAAUGUGGCUGUCGGUGGUUUUUUUUGGUUGGACAGACUUUUGAAGAAGAUUUGGGAUGAUUUUGUGUGAGUGUCUGACAGCGUAUGUUUGGUUGGGUUUGGACUGGUUCGAUGAUAAUUUCCAUUUUCUGUCGCACGUGAAAUUA
Molecule: messenger RNA, 954 nt
Organism: Juglans regia (Persian walnut)
Lineage: Eukaryota; Viridiplantae; Streptophyta; Magnoliopsida; Fagales; Juglandaceae
Product: Werner Syndrome-like exonuclease
Exons: 1
Coding region: 155-790 (211 amino acids)
Biological process (GO): nucleobase-containing compound metabolic process
Cellular component (GO): cytoplasm; nucleus
Molecular function (GO): 3'-5' exonuclease activity; nucleic acid binding
Source: RefSeq, a predicted model, not a curated record